AUGGCCCGACACACGUCGCUUGAGUCCGAGAGACCCAUCAUGGCCAACUCUACUCGUGGCUCCAAGAGAUUCUCCACGGUGAGCGGCAGCCCUUCGGUUGCUCCCUCGGAACGAAGCCUUCCCAGCGGCGAUCCUCGUCUGGCCGAGGUCCACCACCUGCGUGACGGCCUGGAGCGUCUCGAAAACAAGCCCCUUCAAAAGCAGCGCUUCGUCGCCACGGCUGAGAAAACCGAUAACUUGAACAAACUGGCUCUGGGCGCUAAGUUGGAUCGUGCGCUUGGCCGAAGAAUGACGGGCCAGGACGCCGUCAUGCGCAAACCAGUGCUGAACGAGAAAGCUGCGGCCGAGACUUCAGUUUAA
Aspergillus wentii DTO 134E9 is the source of this 360-nucleotide messenger RNA. RefSeq lists its product as uncharacterized. Bases 1 to 360 code for a protein of 119 amino acids. NCBI's taxonomy places the organism in Eukaryota, Fungi, Ascomycota, Eurotiomycetes, Eurotiales, Aspergillaceae. The transcript has 2 exons. The record is from RefSeq and is a predicted model, not a curated record.